Xenia sp. Carnegie-2017 is the source of this 1141-nucleotide messenger RNA. RefSeq lists its product as uncharacterized. NCBI's taxonomy places the organism in Eukaryota, Metazoa, Cnidaria, Anthozoa, Malacalcyonacea, Xeniidae. The transcript has a single exon. Gene Ontology annotation, cellular component: membrane. Gene Ontology annotation, molecular function: G protein-coupled receptor activity. The record is from RefSeq and is a predicted model, not a curated record. Bases 101 to 1075 code for a protein of 324 amino acids. Gene Ontology annotation, biological process: G protein-coupled receptor signaling pathway.
ACAUGAAAUUCGAUAUUAAUCUUAAAUCUUCAAAACAUCACAAUGAAGAAGCAAUACAAAGAUAUCUAGUAGAAUAAAUACGGAAAGUUGGCUACUUGAAAUGAUGCUGAAUAAUUCGACAGCGAUCACAGAUGGGUCAAUCGAGGACUGUUUCGAGACGUAUAUUGUUGUGAAACCAUCGCGAUCUUAUGUGAUCAACAGUAUCAUUGGCUGUAUAGUAAACGGUGUUUUUGCAUUGUCAGGGGUGCUACUGAAUUCGUUGGUAAUAUAUGUCUUUUGGAAGACGCCGAAACUUCGACUCAAGGUCUCCUACUUCAUGCUAAUGGUUCUAUCAUCCAUGGACUUCUGCGCCUCGGCAAUUGUGCAUCCUUUGCAUGUGCUCAAUUCCAUUGCUGAAAUUGCUGGUUCAGCGAAAUGUUCCUACAAGAUGGUAUAUCAAACUUCGGCCGUUAUGUUGUCAGGUGUAUCUUUCCUUACUUUCUUUGUCAUGAAUGUCGAAAGAUUUAUAUCCAUCGUGCAUCCGUUUUUUCAUCUUUCUUACGUCACAAAACCUCGUUGCUUCCUUGCAUCAUCUUUAACUUGGGUCAUCUGUACCGUGACGGGAAUAGCUCCCUUCUUCAGUUUGGAUAUUCAAAAUUUUGUCACCGCUCUUUCUCUGACUGUCGUGAGUGGUACGUUUUACAUAUAUGUACGCAUAUUUAUGGUGGCUAGAAAGAGAAAUCCUAGGGAUAGAGAAUCAAGUGUGCGAAGUGACGAGCUUGACAAUGAUCUCGAUCAUGAUGGGCGAAUAGGAAUUCAGUCCAGAAAAGCCGUUUCAUUCUUGCACGAUUUGCAACUCGCUAAAAUGUACAUGAUUGUCGUGCUAGCAAGUCUUGUUCUUAACUUACCCAACGCUAUUGUGUUAGGAAUGUUUCCAGAGCGAAUUGAAACCUUGAACAAUGUGGUUCAAGUUAAGAUAUGGACGAUUACAUUGGUUGCUAUAAACUCGACCAUGAACUGUUUAAUUUUCUUCUGGGCAAAUAAUCGACUCAGAAGAGAAGGUUGGCGGUUAUACAAACGAUUAAUAAGAGGAUGACUUGUGUUUCAUAUUUUAUUUAACAAUUAUUUAAGAUCGCAAUUAUAGUCUUGACAUGGGUGUAAA